CGUCUCCGUCAGGACGCACCGGAGGAGCAGAGCUGAGCGGAGUAGCAACAUGGCUGCAGAUUACUGGGAGCUGGAGGGAUCCGAGACUCCGUCAGACUGAACCGAGCCGAGCGAAACCCGGCACAGCCCGGGACGGACCCGCCCGGUGAGGUCUCCAGGCUGGCUGCCCCACCCCCCUCAGCUUCACGUCCCCCCCUUCCGCCCCGGCCCCCCCUCAUGGAGAGAAUGAGGAAGAUCAAACGGCAGCUGUCACUCACACUGGGGAGGGGCGGGGCCGGGGGAGGAGACAGGACCCUGAGUGACACCAUCGCUCAGGACGUGACGUCACACAGUGACUCAGAGGUGGUGUCUCUUCGGUCCUCCGGAGGCCUGAAGGUCCGAUCUUCGUCUUCUUCCGUUCAGUCUUUGCUUCAGUCGUACAGCAGCUCGCUGAGGAAGCCCCGCGGCCUGGGACGCAGCCUGAGCUCCUACCUGAACCACACCACCAGACUGGAGAUCGUGCACGAGGAUGUGAAGAUGAGCUCGGAUGGAGAAAGCGAUCCGGCUUCUUCCUCGGAUGACGUUCACAGUCCAGUUCGAGUUCGACUGAGGAACAAGAAGAUCUCCACUGAGGACAUCAACAAGCGGCUCUCGCUGCCGGCCGACAUCCGACUCCCCGACGACUACCUGGAGAAGUUUAACGUGAUUGGUCCGGCUUUGUUCGAGCAGCCAAUCAGCAGGCGGCUGCGUCGGGUCUCUCUGUCGGAGAUCGGCUUUGGGAAACUGGAGACGUACAUCAAACUGGACAAACUGGGAGAGGGGACGUACGCCACGGUCUACAAAGGUCGCAGUAAACUGACCGAGAAUCUCGUCGCUCUGAAGGAAAUUCGACUGGAACAUGAAGAAGGAGCUCCGUGCACUGCGAUCAGAGAAGUGUCUCUGCUGAAGGACCUGAAACACGCCAACAUCGUCACGCUUCACGACAUUAUCCACACACAGAAGUCGCUCACGCUGGUGUUCGAGUACCUGGACAAAGAUCUCAAGCAGUAUCUGGACGACUGUGGAAACGUGAUCCACGUCCACAACGUCAAGCUCUUCCUCUUCCAGCUGCUCCGCGGUUUGUCGUACUGCCACCGCAGGAAAGUCCUCCACCGAGACCUGAAGCCCCAGAACCUGCUGAUCAACGAGCGGGGGGAGCUCAAGCUGGCCGACUUCGGUUUGGCUCGAGCGAAAUCGAUCCCAACAAAGACCUACUCCAACGAGGUGGUGACGCUGUGGUACAGGCCUCCAGACAUCCUGCUGGGCAGCACCGACUACUCCACCCACAUCGACAUGUGGGGCGUCGGGUGUAUCUUCUACGAGAUGGCGACCGGUCGGCCUCUGUUCCCCGGGUCCAUGGUGGAGGAGGAGCUUCACUUCAUCUUCAAACUGCUGGGGACCCCCACCGAGCAGACCUGGCCCGGCAUCACGUCCAACGAGGAGUUCGUGGCGCUCAACUACCCUCAGUACAAAGCAGAGCGACUCAGUAACCACACUCCCAGGCUCUGCAGUGAAGGAGUGGAGCUGCUGUCCAGGUUUCUGCAGUUCGAAGGGAAGAAGAGGAUCUCGGCGGAGGAGUCGAUGAAGCAGAGCUACUUCAGUGACCUUGGGACCCGGGUGAUGUCGCUUCCUGACACGACUUCCAUCUUCAGCGUGCCGGAAAUUCAGCUGGAAAAAGAAACGGCGAGGUCGGCGGCGCCCGUGGAUCCAGCCAACAGUCCAAACAGGAGGCGGAGCCUGCUCUUCUGACGUCACUGGGAGGCGGAGUCUGACCUCCGGACGGCGUUCGGGGGAGGAGUCUGCUUGUAGGGAGGGUUGACAUUUCGAGGCGGAAGGCGAAGAGGCGGGGUCAACUUCUUUGACACCAUCAAGGAGGCGGAGCCUGCUACAGGAACCCUGAAGGACAAGAAGUAAUAAGCUAGCACGGCUCAGUUAGCUGAAGACGUUUAGUUACUGUUAUGGAGGAGAAGAAGGGAGCAACCAGCAGUGGCGAGUGGCGGCGAGGCGUCCGGGGCGUCUCCCACGGGAUCUGUCUUCCAUUUCCGACGCGCAGGUGAAACGUUUCAUCACAGGCUCUGGACAGGAUCCUGGAAAAACCCUGGAACUCAGAUCCGUUGGCAGGGAACACCUGGAAACGGCGUUGUCACGGUGACACAGGUAAGACGACGGUGUCACGGCUGACUCUGCAUGUGAGACUUUUUUUUUUUUUUCUUCACCUACUGCUGAAGAAAAGGUGGUUUUAAUAUAUGGAAUAUAACAUCAUCGUGUUUCGUAUAAGAUAAAACCUUUUUUAACGAUUCAAGCAGGGCAUCAAACCGUGAAAGGAGGCAAAGUUUCCCCGGGCGCCGUUUCUGUUUACACCGCAGGCUUGAGAGAAGGGCGCCGCGGGCGCCACGGGCGCCGAGGCCGCGGCUCUGCUGCUCCUUCCGGUGUUGGAUUUACACUCCAGCCUGCAGGAGAAGCCAUGUGUGUCCAAACUGAAGGGAAGAAAAACACUGACUUUGACUGUUUCCUUCUGAAGGCGUGACUCCAGUUUCUGCAUGUGUGUGUCGUACACUCAGACUUUAUACUGUAAUACUGUUCAAAUAUAUACUGUAAAGAAAAACACAGCCAGUAAUACUGUAUAUGAAUGCAGCGAUGCGGUCAAGGACAGUAAUACUUUCAGUCUGCAGUAUAUAGCUCACAACAGGAGUUUCUUUGACUUAUUUAUUUAUUGCUUUCGUGUUUACUAGAGAUCAGUGAGCAGUUUCCCCCACGGCAGGCCUCGUUUGAAAACCGCUUAACCGUCAAUAACCAGCCAACAAUCAAUCAACAAUAAGCUGCUGGUGAGACGGUCGUCCAACAGUCAGAUGACUGCCAAUCAGCCAUCAACGGUCCCACAGUCUUCCGUCAGUCGGCCAACAGCCUCGUGAUCGCCAUCUAAACGUCGGUUGUUACUGAAGGUCAUUUGAAAGUCACCACUUGUUAUAAAUUACUUUGAAGACGCUCCGCUGACAAUUGGGCUCUGAGAAGAUGUGCGGGGAGAAAUAUGGCCGUAGAUAUGUGUUAGGCUAUGAGCGUUAGCCUCUAUUGCAAUACCGGAUCCGGUGGAAAUACGGUCGUGUAUUGCAUUGGCAGCUAAUGCUCGUAGCCAUAUCUGUGGCCAUACGUCUAUGCUUGUAUCUCCUGCCGUGUGACGUAAUUUUCCGAUCCAGUUGAUGGAUUUAAUUGACAAAUUCUUUGUUUUCUCUCUCCAUCCUUUUGUUAAUUCCACCCUGAAGUAACCCCAGACCUUUCAGUUGGCUUGUCUCUGUAGUUUUGUCACAUGGGGCCACAUUCGGGCCCCGUUCACGCCACAGCGUUUCAGGUGGAAACGUGUCGAUUUUUUUAUUCAUGCAACGGCGUUUUCAAACCAACGUCCGUUUACAGGGACAAAAAAAAAAAAAAAAAGACAGAAAACUGUAGUUUUCAUGUUGGGCCACUAGCUGGUGCUGUUUGUUUUUUUUAUCCGCAGAGUUGGAGCGUUUUCAAAAAGUUGUAUUUCCCCCUGUUUCCACUAUUUCAAAAAGUUGCGUUUUCACUGACUGCGAGCAUCGCCGUCUGGUAAACCAAGGUUUUCCGUUCUCACAUCGGAUUAAUGUCCGUGUGAACGGAGCCUGAGAUUCUCCCUCUUCACAUGAAUUUAGCCUUUGCUAUGAAAAGCAGGGCUCUUUUUUUUCCCCUUUCUUUUUUUAAUGGUGCGUUCAUGCGACUGUGAAUUGCUAAAGCUGCCAACUGGGGAAUUCCUGUUUCCCCGUUUGGAGAGUUUUUCCUCAGCAGGUAAAUAACACCACAGAUAAAGACUUUAUUAUUAACUUGACGGCGUUUUGAGGUGUUUUCUGGUCACUUUACCAUUUCCCAGUUCCUCAUGAACUCACCAUCCAGGUUUUUUUUUUUCUAUCAGAUUUCCGAGUGUUGAUAUACUUUAAAACAGUUUGCUGUUGUUGCUGAUGUGAAGCUUUUCUUUUUUUAGCUGUGAAGAAAUAUUAGCAAUAGAGAAAUAUUCCUAAUAAGACAAUAAUAACUGAUCAGUGUUCGACUCAGAGGAAGCUGAAUUUUUAAUCUGCUGUAUAGAGAAGAACGAACUGUCACACACGUACGUGUCUGUGUGGGAGAGAUCAGACGUGACUGAAGGACGCCUUCUUCGUGUCAGCCGCUUUCAUCACUUCUCAGUGGAUUUUUCCCAACAUAAAAUCCUUCAAUAGCCAACCAGGAAGUUAUUGAUUAGCCUGUAAUGUUCAGCGUCUGCUCAUGUUCUGUCAGCUUUCAUGGUGCAGCACUGAGAAGUGGUGAAGCGCUGAAACGUGUGGAGGCCAGUCGUGUUUACAGGCUGUAAAUCAGAGUGUUUCCCGUAUUUUUCUGAAUGAAAUGUUAAUGCGACAGAGAGCGCCGAGUCACAGGUGGAGCUUCUGUCAGCCGCACCAGAGCAGAGGGAGGAAAACACAAAACGAAUGACUGUUGAAUGUAACUCCAAGCAGUUUUAUUGUGAUCGGUAGUUUAACGUUGACUGGGUUUACAAUAAAAACAAUGUGUACAGAGUGGUGGGUUAUCGAUUAGACGCCAGGCGCAGGUUUUCACUCUGCACGCCGCCGCAGUGUCGUCGUGGUCGUGGUCGCUCCUCAGCCGCUGCUUGGCGGUGCAGAAAGCAGCCUCUGCAGAGCUCACAUCUCCUCCGAGGUCACAGGGUCAUCUGCGUUUCACCCCCCCAUGUAUAAAAGGUGACAUUUUAGCUUCUUUCGCUCUCCAUUCUAGUUCUAAACACUAAAAUCAGGAGAACUGUGUCACACCCACCAGCACUGGAGGAGACGUGCAGAGGCUGCUUUCUCUGCUGUUGUAGACGAACUUGCUUCUUUUAGGUCGACACCAUACCAAAGUUAUCUGCAAUAUACUGCAAUGCAUGAUGGGAUUCUUCCAGAUAACUUCUAUGCUGAUUUCUUUGAAUAAUCUUCCAUUUGCCAAGAACGCGCAGCGACGUAUCUGAUGCUAUAAGGGUUCUGCGUGACUUGCAGUCCACGUAUGAAACAGAGUAUAUCCUGUUAUGGUGUACAAUUAUGUUUACUAUAUGUAUUCUGGAUAUAUUUACAUGAAAUAAAUAUACAUUAAAGUCUUUAUUUAUUAUCAA
Messenger RNA from Salarias fasciatus (jewelled blenny), 5158 nucleotides. It is a transcript of the gene cdk16, whose product is annotated as cyclin dependent kinase 16. Bases 217 to 1767 code for a protein of 516 amino acids. The record is from RefSeq and is a predicted model, not a curated record. Gene Ontology annotation, biological process: exocytosis; neuron projection development; protein phosphorylation. Gene Ontology annotation, molecular function: ATP binding; cyclin-dependent protein serine/threonine kinase activity. NCBI's taxonomy places the organism in Eukaryota, Metazoa, Chordata, Actinopteri, Blenniiformes, Blenniidae. The transcript is spliced from 17 exons. Gene Ontology annotation, cellular component: nucleus; synaptic vesicle; cytoplasm.